This is a messenger RNA of Momordica charantia (bitter melon), 1586 nucleotides long. RefSeq lists its product as uncharacterized. Lineage: Eukaryota; Viridiplantae; Streptophyta; Magnoliopsida; Cucurbitales; Cucurbitaceae. Gene Ontology annotation, biological process: root development; shoot system development. The record is from RefSeq and is a predicted model, not a curated record.
ACACUUGAAAUGUGAGAAUCAUAAUAAAGAUAAUUAGUCAAAAUUUGAUGAACAAGAACAAGAUUUCUUUUAGAAUGAAAAGGAGAGAAAAUAAAAAGGAAGAGCCUAACUUUGCUCCCAAUUAUGGUCGCAUAUAGAGACAGCACAGCUAGGCAUUGGCCUCGGUAGGUGUGCAGCUCGCCUUUAUUUUAAACUUGUAAAAAAAAAAGGGUUGGUAAUGUGUGGUAUGUUUAUGUGGCGGCACCAGAAUCUCCCUCCACUGAUGACUCUUCUCUCCCGCAUUUUAACAAACACCUUCCAUCCACAAAACGACACCCCCUUUUCCCACUAAACUAAUACCCCAAUUCCCCAAAAUCAUUGCCCCAAUUUCAAUGCUGCCCAAACAUGUGACACCCUAAUCAGCAAUUGCCUCCCCCACCCAUUUGACGCCUCUGUUUCUGCUCCCUAUUUAUAUAUUUGCACUGCCUGAAGGAGCCCUCCAGAACCUGCAACAGGAGUUGAGAAACUUAAAGGUGGAGAAAAAGGGUGUCAAUAAUGGCUACCAAGUACCAUGCCAGGUCCAUCAGUUUGCCUUCUAGAUCGCAUCCGAGUACAGUCAAAGUCGAGGAGGAGUUGAGAAAGAUGAAGAAGUGGGAGUCUUCUUCUUCUUCUUAUUCUUCUUCGGUUUGUGGUGCUCUUUUGGGAUUACAGGAAUUGUAUGAUUCCAUUGAUGAGCUUCUCAAAAUGGGGUCGACCCAGCAAGUUUUGGCUCGUUCAGAAAACAGACAGUUGGUGGACGAGUUGCUGGAUGGCUCUAUGAAGCUUUUGGAUAUUUGCAGCUUGGCAAAGGAAAUGACAUUGGAAACCCAAGUACACGUCGGGGCUCUUUUCUCGGCCGUCCGCCGGAGAAAAGGAGACUCUGCCGUUCAAACCGCCGUCGCUGCUUACACCUGCUUCAGGAAAAAGAUGAAGAAAGAAGCUAAAAAGUUAAUAACAUCAAUGAGGAAAAUGGAUGAGAAACUCAACUCAUUAACCCCACUGGUGAAUUUAGACCAUCACCUGAGUUCUGUGAUUGGGGCGCUGAGACAAGCUUGUUCGACCAACAGCUCCAUCUUCGAAUCUGUAUUCUUGUACUUGACGCCAUUAAUGAAGCCGGAAGCCCGAGGGUGGUCGCUGGUUUCGAAGUGGGUGCAUAAGGGGGCGAUUGCCUGCGAAUUAAACAGCGGCAUGAACGAAUUUGAGAAUGUGGAUGCGGCUCUGAGGUCUGUGGAGGAAGUGGUGGAGAUUGAGAAGUUGCAGAUUGCUCAAAGAAGAUUGGAGGGAUUGGAAAUGGCGGCCCAAGACAUUGAGAGCGGCCUGGACGGUGUUUUCAGGCGAUUGAUUAGAACAAGAGCCUCUCUCUUGAACAUAAUCUCGCAAUAGAAUUGGAUUUUGCCAUAGACAAUUUUGAGCUCCCUGAAUCCUGCAAAGGCAUCCAACUUUUAGGGAUCCGCCAUUGGGAUAUGUAACUUGUCCAUAAUACGAUUGUGUGCGCUAUGAGUUCUUGAUCGAAUAACAAGAAUGAUAGUUUAGUGUUUUAAUGAUGAAAUGUCUUGCUUGUUUGAUCA